This is a messenger RNA of Anguilla rostrata (American eel), 1086 nucleotides long. RefSeq names its product transcriptional and immune response regulator a (gene tcima). The coding region runs from base 50 to 457 and encodes 135 amino acids. The transcript has a single exon. Lineage: Eukaryota; Metazoa; Chordata; Actinopteri; Anguilliformes; Anguillidae. Gene Ontology annotation, cellular component: nucleus; cytosol. Gene Ontology annotation, biological process: negative regulation of Notch signaling pathway; endothelial cell activation involved in immune response. Gene Ontology annotation, molecular function: Notch binding. The record is from RefSeq and is a predicted model, not a curated record.
CAACCCUUUAUAUAGCGCAGGCAGAGCCACUACACUUCACUUUCUGUCUAUGACAAACAGAGACCUGACUCAGCCUUGCCUAAGCAGUCAGUGGGUUUCACUGCCUUUAGCCUUUGUCGGCAAAGAAAAGAAAGGAAAAGCGAAUAAGAUGUCUUCUUACGUAUCUUCAGACUCCCACCGCGUCAGCCCCUCCGUCCACGGGAACAAGUUUGACACGGCACACCGCAAAAAAGCCGUGGCUAACAUCUUCGAGAACAUCAACCAGGACGCACUGAUGAAGCUUUUUCAGAAAACCGGUGACAUGAAGGCGGAGGAGAGAGUGAGGAGCAUCUACUCUUUUGCUCAUGAUCCCGAGGAAACGUCCAAGGCUCUGAUGGCUCUAAAGCAGAGGAAGAAGGACAAGUUCUUGCAGAUUGCGGGCAUGGUGAGACAGCUUCUGAAACUGCAUCGACUCUGAUAACCUACAUGGCUCUGCCUGAGCUGAGGUUACGUUUUGCGACCAAAAGCGAGUGAGUCGACAUCGGCCGCUGAGGAUGCGGCUUCCACGAAGGAUCAAGACAAUGCCUGGAGAUUGUUUGAACAGUGGCGAAUGAUCGCUACGAACUGUUACAGAGCUGUUUGCUUACGGUGCUACUGGGCAAGAGGACAAGCCGGUCCGGUGCGGAUCCCGGAUAGCCUGCUCGGAGGGAGAGAACAGAUGGAAUGAACGCUGAGCUUUCAAUACGGGUUAUGUUCCCGAAAACACUGCCCCAGGAGACAUGCACGAACUAGCCAGCCUCGCGGCUUCUCAUUGACUGUAUGCAUUUGUUUGAAUGCGUUGACUUCAAUUUGCACCUCAUAGGUGCAUCAAGCUUUGCCGGUGCACAAAAUAUACUGAGACUGGUGCCGAAGAAAUUGCCUGAAAAAUGCCUAAUGUCAUACUUUGAAAACGUUUGAUGCCUUGUCUCUGUACCAGUUUAAAAUUGUGAUACCUGCUUUAACACUAAUUAGUGGCCACUAAUUUAUUUUUCAGCAAAUGUUAUGGUAGAAAAAUAUCAUGCAUUUAAUGUGUUUGCAAUUUCAUUAAUAAAUUAUUUUACUGAAAAA